UGGCUAUAUAAACUAGGUUUGAUACACUUUAGAUUAGUGCAUCGUAGUGACCCGUGGAUAACAAUUAUGAGAGCUGUGAUAAUACUUUGUGCGCUAUUAGCGUAUACGUCAGGCCAGUUCAAUAGGCAGUACUACCAACCAGGUGUGUUUUACAGGAUACUCAGUCAGACACAAGACGGGCCUAAUGUUGAUGGAUCAUACAGAUGGAGAGCUACGAUACCGAGAACGGCAUUUCGGCCGAGGAGGAGGGUCACGUGAAGGGAUUCGGUGCCCAAUCUGAAGCCAUGGAGGCCAGGGGCGGCUUCAGGUACACAGCCCCAGAUGGCACGCCGAUCGCGCUGAGCUAUAUCGCGAACGAAAACGGAUUCCAGCCAACGGGAGCCCACUUGCCAACACCACCACCUAUACCGCCAGCGAUCCAGAGGGCUUUGGCUUACAUCGCAGCCAAUCCGAAUCCGAGAUAUCAACAAUACGAUGAUGGAAGGUUUUGAAGAAGAUGUAGGCUAAUAUCAUAAUUUGCUUGAUCCAUAAAACCAUAUUUGUUGAUAUCCAGGAUGUAUGCAAUUGUAGAUUAUAAUUGGAGCAAAAACAAGUCUGCCAAAGUUUCCCUUCUUUCAAGGUUCAGUACCUGCCACAAUGAAGCUGAAUAUGGAUUUGUUGAACAAGCAUCAAUAAAUAUUAUCUCAAAAUAGUUAGUGCAUUUGCAUAUAUUAGUUCGCUGUAGCCUAAGAAAUAUUCUCCGAGCUGUUUGUUUCUUGAACUAUAAUAACCAUAAAGCUGUCUACUUCAAAUGUCACUCACUAAUUCAGGCUAUACGUAUCAAAUAUCUCCUCAAAAAAUCCUUUGCUGAAUAGAGUGCCGAUAUAGGUAUUAUUUACAACUGCUUUUUGUAUAUUUCAAAAUUACUGUUGAGAUGUCAAACGUUAUCUACAUUGGUCAGCUUAGGUGUAAUUAACAUCAUUUAUUAUUGAGUUAUCUGUAAUUACUGUCAAUUUUCAAAUGCCUGUAUUAUUAACAUGCUUUUAAUAACCCUGCAAUACACUUAUUGAAUUUUGUAAGUAUAUUAUCCAUCUUUUAAGAUUAAACUAAGACUACUUUACUUGCUAGUGGGAUGUUUUUGAAGCUACAGCAUAAACCCGGCCAGGCCAUGUCCAAGGAACCUCUCAGUUUACUGUUGAAUAUAAUAUUAUUAUGGCUGUUUUUACUAAUUUAUUAUUGUAGUUACCAAAAAUGUAGGACGCAUAUAAUAAAGUUUGGUGUUACAUCAUUCAUCAAGUGCCA
Molecule: messenger RNA, 1281 nt
Organism: Acanthoscelides obtectus
Lineage: Eukaryota; Metazoa; Arthropoda; Insecta; Coleoptera; Chrysomelidae
Source: the annotation of a GenBank genome assembly